Rhincodon typus (whale shark) is the source of this 2204-nucleotide messenger RNA. RefSeq names its product protein kinase C theta type-like. Gene Ontology annotation, molecular function: diacylglycerol-dependent serine/threonine kinase activity; ATP binding. The transcript has 13 exons. Gene Ontology annotation, biological process: intracellular signal transduction; peptidyl-serine phosphorylation. The coding region runs from base 1 to 1575 and encodes 524 amino acids. The record is from RefSeq and is a predicted model, not a curated record. NCBI's taxonomy places the organism in Eukaryota, Metazoa, Chordata, Chondrichthyes, Orectolobiformes, Rhincodontidae.
AUGACUAACAAUGAAUUUUCCUCCCCACCAGAAAACAAAGCAACUGCAGAAGGUGAAACAGAAGGUUUGUUUGCACUGCACCAGAGAAGAGGAGCCAUCAAGCAGGCCAAAGUUCAUAAUGUCAAGUGCCACGAGUUUAUAGCGACAUUCUUCCCACAGCCCACCUUCUGUUCUGUCUGCCAUGAAUUUGUUUGGGGAUUAAAUAAACAAGGAUACCAGUGCAGACAGUGCAACGCUGCAAUUCAUAAGAAGUGCAUUGAUAAAAUAAUAGCCAAGUGUACAGGAUCAGCAGUGAACAGCAGGGAAACCAUUUUUCACAAGGAACGGUUUAAAAUAGAUAUGCCCCAUCGAUUUAAAGUCUACAACUACAAGAGCCCAACUUUCUGUGAGCAUUGUGGGACCCUGCUGUGGGGUCUGGCAAGACAAGGUUUAAAGUGUGAAGAGUGCGCCAUGAAUGUUCAUCACAGAUGCCAGAACAAAGUAGCAAAUCUGUGUGGUGUUAACCAGAAGAUGAUGGCUGAGGCUUUGGCUCAAAUAGAAAGUGAACAACAGGCACGUAGCUUACGUGAUCAAGUGGAAAUAGGUCGAGAAAGACCCGUUGAAAUUGACCAGUGUGUUCUCAAAAAGCCAUCAGAAGCUGAACAGGUUGCUGCCUCUGCCAAGAAAGAGGUGCAAGGAAUCAGCUGGGAAAGUCCGAUUGAAGAGGAAGUUUCAUCGUCCGACUCUCCCACCUACGAAGAACCGCCCCAGAUCGAUCAGCGCAGGUUCACAGUUGACGACUUUGUCCUUCACAAAAUGCUGGGAAAAGGGAGUUUUGGCAAGGUCUUCCUUGCUGAGCUAAAGGGCAAGAGUCAGUUCUUUGCUAUUAAAGCAUUGAAGAAGGAUGUGGUGCUGAUGGACGAUGAUGUGGAGUGCACUAUGGUUGAGAAACGAGUUCUCUCCCUUGCCUGGGAACAUCCAUUUCUUACUCAUCUCUACUGUACAUUCCAAACUAAGGAGAAUCUGUUUUUUGUAAUGGAAUACCUGAAUGGCGGUGACCUAAUGUUUCACAUUCAGAAUUGCCAAAAGUUUGAUGCACCAAGGGCAACAUUUGGCUUUGUGAUGAUCCUGCUGGGACAGAGGUACAGCACGUCAGUGGAUUGGUGGUCCUUCGGAGUUCUCCUCUACGAGAUGUUGAUUGGCCAGUCUCCUUUCCAUGGCAACGAUGAGGACGAGCUGUUUCAAUCCAUCCGCACAGAUGACCCCAUCUACCCUCGCUGGCUAGGCAAAGAGGCAAAAGACAUCCUCGUCAAACUCUUUGUUAGGGAGCCAGAGAGGAGACUUGGAAUUAAAGGAAGCAUUCGGCAACAUGCCUUUUUCCGAGACAUUAACUGGCAGGCGUUGGAAAACAGGGAAGUGGAGCCGCCUUUCAAACCCACUGUGAAAUCAUCAAGUGACUGCAGCAACUUUGACAAAGAAUUCCUGAAUGAGAAGCCCAGACUGUCGUGUGCAGACAGGACCCUCAUCAACAGCAUGGACCAAAACAUGUUCAACAACUUUUCAUUCACAAACCCAAAAAUGGAGAGAAUACUUUGACGAAGAUCAGGUGACAGCUGUAGAGUAUCUUACCUCGGUAACACUGAAGAGUUAGCACUUCGCAUUCACCCUUAACAACAGCCUGGUGAUCGUUACAUUCUAUGUUAAACGUGAGGCAUGAAAAUAGCUAUCAUGUAAGUUAAAUAUACUGGAAUGUCCAGAAUAUCCAUGUUGAAAAUCAUCUUAUGGUAACAUCCAAAGCAUCAGAGAAGAGAUGCUAAUUUUGUUUGGACUAGAAGGACAAGGCAUUUAUGCCUAAACUUGAUGGCUAUAAUCUUUCAGCGCAAAGACUGAAGCAUGAGACCAACACUGCAUGUAGAAACAUUUAGAUUUUGAUUAAGUGUUUUAAUAAGUGCUCAUUUCAAUGCGAAUCACAAUGGAGCAAAAAUGCAAAUAACAGUUGAUUCUAGGAAAGUAUUCUGUUUCUCGGUUGUGUGCAUGUGUGGACGUUUCAUUCUCAAGUAGUGUCUGGGCUCGCAGUGAACUGGUGCUGGGCUGCUUGAAAGAUAGUUUACAAACUCAUUCCUGUCCAAAUCACUGACCCAAAGACCAAAACAUGCACAUCCCCAUAUAAACCAGGGCAUUAUAUAAUAAUGGCCAUUUUGUACAGUGACGCUGCCUAAUAUACA